This is a messenger RNA of Sphenostylis stenocarpa, 873 nucleotides long. The record is from the annotation of a GenBank genome assembly. NCBI's taxonomy places the organism in Eukaryota, Viridiplantae, Streptophyta, Magnoliopsida, Fabales, Fabaceae.
AUGGCGGCUGAAAAGGAGGAUUUGGGUUUGAGUCUAAGCUUGAGCUUCCCUCAUAACCCUCCAACUCCUCUUCAUCUCAAUCUCAUAUCUUCUUCCACUCAUUCCUCUUCUCCUUCAAGCCACAACCAUAACAAACCCUCUUGGAACGAGGCUUUCACUUCUUCAGGUGAAGCUGGAUCGUUCCUUCGCGGAAUCGAUGUGAACCGGUUACCUUCUGCGGUUGAUUGCGAAGAGGAAGCAGGUGUUUCAUCUCCAAACAGCACGGUUUCUAGCGUGAGCGAAAAGCGUAGCGAGAGGGAAGCCAAUGGGGAAGAAGAACACGACACAGAACGAGGUUGUUUCAGAGGCAUCAGUGACGAAGAAGAAGGCGAAACUUCUAGAAAGAAACUCAGACUCUCCAAAGACCAAUCAAUUAUUCUGGAAGAGAGCUUCAAAGAACACAACACUCUUAACCCGAAACAAAAGUUGGCACUGGCGAAAAAGUUGGGUCUUCGAGCAAGACAAGUGGAGGUGUGGUUUCAGAACAGAAGGGCAAGGACGAAGCUGAAACAAACGGAGGUGGACUGCGAGUUUUUGAAAAGGUGCUGCGAGAAUCUGACGGAGGAAAACAGAAGGUUGCAGAAGGAAGUGCAAGAGCUUAGAGCACUGAAACUUUCCCCUCAGUUCUACAUGCAAAUGAGCCCACCCACUACCCUCACCAUGUGCCCCUCUUGUGAGCGUGUCGCUGUUCCCUCUUCCUCUGUCGUCGAUGCUGCCACGCGUCACCAUCACGUGCCCCAAACCCACCCUCGGGCCUUUCCCAUUGGCCCAUGGGCCUCCUCUGCCGCUCCUAUUUCACACAGGCCCUUCGAUGCCCUCCGUCCCAGAUCUUGA